Messenger RNA from Cuscuta campestris, 1049 nucleotides. NCBI's taxonomy places the organism in Eukaryota, Viridiplantae, Streptophyta, Magnoliopsida, Solanales, Convolvulaceae. The record is from the annotation of a GenBank genome assembly.
GUCAGAGACAAGUAAGGAUUUUCUCAAGCAAACGAAAAUCCUCUGAUCCGGAAGACUACAUAAGAACCGGAUGUCUCGCUACAACCCGCUGAAGUCUAAGUCAUCCAAAUCGGAAGACUAGCGCGGAUCUCCUUCUCACCCGGAAGUCUGAAAAUGACUCAUCCGGAUUUGUCAGCUAAGAAUCGGAAGACUCACUGAAGACCGGAAUUCUCAGAAAGCGGACAAGUGAGAAAAGACUUAGAAAAAUUAUCUAAGUCCUGAAUGAAGAAAUUCUACUCGUUGAAAUCCAAAGUUCAUGGCUACAGCGGUAGAUUUAGGAAGGGAAUUGGUAAGGCGAAAAAUCAGGAUUACCUAUGGAGGAGGCAACGUUGGCCUUCAAGGAGCUGUUGCUUCAACAGUCUAUACCAAUGGUGGUAUAGUUAGAAGCUUCAUACCAGGGUACAUAGCAGCACGACAGGUUUACGGACCUACAUAUGGUGUAGAGUACACCGUUUCCAGCAAUUACUAUAUGUACUUCGAAAUGAAUCAUGUUGUAGAAGCUUUCAUCAUACUUCCUAGGGGAAUUGAUACUUUGGAAGGUUUGUUCACUUUGAUCUCAUGGGCAUCCGAAGGGUUGCACAGUAAACCCAUUGGUCUCUUGAACAUUGACGGCUAUUUUAAUAACCUAAUCAAAUUUCUAGAUGACGCGGUGAGGCAGAACUUCAUGGCUUCCUGUCUGAGGAAACACUUCAUCUCUUCUUUCUUUAUUGAUGAGCUUUUAGACAAGCUAGCAUUUGCUAAAGCUUUUCCAGGUCCUGGGGCUAGUUAUGACGAGUUUGUAAAUCCCGGAAGAUUAGACUUAGAUUUGCAUUUGUAACGUUUCUUAUGUAAUCGAAAUUGUAUUCGUGUGGAAAUAAUAUUGUCCAUGAAUAUUAUGAGUUAACCACAAAUAUUAUUCUAAGUUGCAUUGCCAGUACAAGUUAGAAAAAUAUUUAUUUCCAUCAUCAGAAUGAAUCAUGUAAAUAUCAAAUGUUUUCUUAAGGUGGGUCAAAUGAAAGAUUUCACUAUAC